Molecule: messenger RNA, 3006 nt
Organism: Etheostoma spectabile (orangethroat darter)
Lineage: Eukaryota; Metazoa; Chordata; Actinopteri; Perciformes; Percidae
Product: nucleoredoxin-like protein 1
Exons: 3
Coding region: 703-1383 (226 amino acids)
Biological process (GO): photoreceptor cell maintenance
Cellular component (GO): mitochondrion
Source: RefSeq, a predicted model, not a curated record
ACACACACACCACAGUGCACACUUCAUGUCUCUUGUCCCUCUGUCACCUUGUCUUUCAAUCCCUCCCUCCCAGACAGAGGAGGGGAGGUGGAGUGCAGAGACACAAAAGAAGAAGUAGUGAGUAGCUACUGCAUGCCUUCAAGGUGAAGGAGAGACAGUCAAUGAGUGAACGUGAUAUAAACUGAGAGGCUGUGAACUGAUUCAAGUACGACCCAGGAGGAGUUGAAAAGAAGAAGAAAAAAAGAGAUUUUGAAUGCUGUUUCCUAUUUGGAUUUGUGGCAUCAAGGGGCGAUGAUAUUUGUGAGAGGCACAGUGAGUAACUGUAAGGAUUAUCCGAUUUAACGGCAGGCAAGAUGGGCUCAUAUUAUAAACGGGAGGUUUGUUAUUCUUACUGAGUGGAAACAUACUGUCUAAUUCAUAGGGCAGAGUCAUCAAAUCAUGCAGUAUGCAAGAUUGACCUAAAUGCCAGAACUUUCCUAAACAUUCUCAUGUGUGUUUAGUGCUUUCUUCAUGUUUGGUAGCCUAUGUGCAUUUGAAAAGCCCUUUACAAGUAUCUGUUUUUUAUUUAAUUCCUACAUACUAUGUUUUGCGUAACUGAUGAUUUCCCUGUUAAACAAAUAUAUAACAUGAGUAUAUAAAUAGUUUUCACAUCACUCGCUGUACCUCCCCAAGCCCCAGUCCUCCUUUGUGUGACACUUCAUCAUGGUGGACCUGUUUGUUGACCGGGUGCUGGUGAAGAACAACACGGACCACGAUGAGCUGGACACAGAACGGGAGAUCGUCACGCGCUUGCAGAACCGCAUCCUGAUGCUCUGCUUUGCGUCUGCUGCAUGUGAGAGCUGCCAGCAGUUUGCUCCGACGCUCACCGACUUCUUUGAACGGUUGACAGAUGAAUUUUAUGUUGACCGCGGUGCUCAGCUUGUUCUCCUGUACAUUAGUUUGGACCAGUCAGAGGAACAGCAAGAAAGCUUCCUCAAAGAGCUGCCCAAGAAGUGCCUGUUCCUGGCCUAUGAGGACCCCUACAGGAGAGAGCUAAAGGCCAUGUUUAAUGUGGAGGAGCUGCCCACAGUAGUGGUGCUGCGGCCCGACUGCUCCAUCCUCAUCCCUAACGCGGUGAAGGAGAUACUCUGCCAUGGUCCAGACUGCUACCGCAACUGGCAGGAAGCAGCAGAGCUCAUCGACAGGAACUUCAUGAUCAGCGAGGACUCUGAGGGAAAGUCCAUGCGCAGCUUGAGUGACCCUGUGAGAAGACUGAAGUACAAGGUCGAAGAUAAGAAGAAGAAAAAGAAGAAAAAGGCCGGAGGGUGGGGUGGAGGUGGAGAUGAAGAUGCAGAGGUGGACGGAGGAGCGGUUGGCAAGGAUGGAGGAGGGUCAUUAUGGUGAUGGGUACAAUACUGUGGGUUUCCCCAAAAGUUACCAUGACUGGUAAUAAAAUGCUUUGUCACGAGGUACAAUGUUGAUGCUGCCAAUGCAACACAGUUUUACCUAACAAAACCCUUUGUACAGCUCAAUGUCAGACAAUACUGGCAUUUCCAAUCUGGCAUUACUGUCGCUAGAUUUGCUUUUCUAUAGUGCCAAGCAACUGCUGUGGUCUUACCGCAAACAUAUCGCCUGCAUAAGUGGAUGUGGAUAUGGCAACAGUCAAUACAAAUUUAGUGUAAAAGACUGUCUAACACUGAAUACUGCUAACCAAUGCUGACCUCAUCUUACAAUUUUGCUUAAAUAAUUUUGCUUGAAUAAAUCUUUGAAAGCUGCCAAGCAUAUAGUCAAACCAAGGUUAGGUCUGAGCCAAGUUUUACAAUUAUGGCUUGUUUUAUUACACCCAGGAGAUUCUUCCACCCAUUUUCCCAUUUCAACAACACAGCUUUGUAACGCAAUGUACUUUUUUUUUUACAUGAUAAUUUUUGCCAUCCAAUCAAAACACACACAAUCUGAAAUCAAUGAAUUAUUCAGCGACAUUAAAAUAAUUUUGUUAGUGACUGUUGUGCUCUGAGUGUUUAUGAAGUCUGGCUCCACUUUACAGGCUCCACUUGAAGCAAUCAGAGCGAUUCAAAGGCAAUCAAGUGAAAUUAUGGAGAAACUGUUUUCUACGUAAUCAGUGAAUUUCCUUUGACAUGACUUAACGUCUUUCAUAAGGACUGGGUUUAGCCUUUGCAUACUUCCUCGCACAUGUAGACUGCAUAAAUUAUGCUUUUAUGAUCAGUCAGGAUCUAGAUAGACAAGAGGAAGAUGGGAGGUCAUCUUUUAUCUUCAUUAUAUGAGUAACCUAAUAACGAUAAUAAUAAUACAUUUUAUUUAUUGGCAUCUUUCAUAGUUCUCAAGGACACCUUACAAUUGAAACAAGCAAAAAUACAGUUAAAAAGGCAAAAAUAAUUAAAUUGAAACAAUAACAUUUAUAAGAUUGAAAUAGAAAAUUAAGAUGAAGCAAUCCAUCUAUGAUUUUGACGGAGAGUGGAGUCAUGUGGGGUAGGCCUUUUGAAUAGGUGGGUUUUGAGGGAGGUUUUAAAGGCGGUAGAGACUCUAUGGUACAGAUGGAUAGCGGGAAGGAGAGCCAAAGGUAAGACCUACACCUUUAAAUACUGCCAUUAUUCCUGAAAAGCAAAUAAAGAAAUCAAUGGAGUGUAUUUUUGCAUGGUAGGAGUAACGGCAGUAGUGGCAGAUUACAGUCACAUGCUUCUGCAGAGACAGGGGAUGAGAAUGACCAGAAUGCCGUCAGAUGUCAUCAAGGUAUGACAUGCUUUAUAAACGGUGAUGACAUGAUGAUUCAUUUUAAAGCCAAUUGACAACAUUUUCACAACAAAGAUCUUCCUUAAAAGGGAAAUAUUGCAAAUGCCCGUGAUUGAUUUAUUUGCUCAUCCUGCUACACAGCAAACACUACCUUUACAAUGCCCUUUCUGCGUGUUCUCCUCAUAGGAGAAAUGUGAAUGCUAAACCUAAAUCUGAGCUGGUCACACCUGUAAAAACACAGCGGUGUAAAUAAACAUGAACCAUGCACUGUUUAUUCUA